Fusarium coffeatum is the source of this 1350-nucleotide messenger RNA. RefSeq lists its product as uncharacterized. The transcript has 2 exons. Lineage: Eukaryota; Fungi; Ascomycota; Sordariomycetes; Hypocreales; Nectriaceae. The record is from RefSeq and is a predicted model, not a curated record. Bases 1 to 1350 code for a protein of 449 amino acids.
AUGGCCACUCACGCCGGAGGUCACUUCAGUGCCGAGCACGAAGUUCCGAUCACAGAACCUAUCAAGGAUACCGCCAGCCCUAUUUCAUAUGCCCCUGCUUCUACUGGUCUUGUUUUUCUCGGGAGCGACGAGGCCGAGGAGCGGCUUCGACGUGCCAAGGAAAUAGAAUCGUACAUGUGGCCAACUCAGUUCCGCUUCUACUGCGAAAAUGUUGUGACUAUUUUAUUGAUACCUUUGCAUAAGCUUCAGAAGGGCGGCACACUAUGCGCAGAGCGUCCGAGCGUCAUGCCAUCAAGCAUUCACCAACGACUUUUGAGCGUUACUUCUCCUUUCUGCAGGCACUAUAUGCUCCACCUCGACCCAGAUAACCUGAAAGAUCCAAAGUGGCAGCAUGCCGUCUACAAGCUUCCUUGCCCGCAGCCGGAUUCCUUGGACAUGCCUUGGGAGGACUGGCAAACGCACUGUAAGGCCAGGAAGUACCGCAUCCGUUUCAGAGCCAAGUCUGACCUCCCACCCGUUCUUCGCAGCACGGCCGAGGAAGCCAAGUGUCUCGACCGCGACGGUCAUAACUGUGUAGUAACGGGUAAGAGCUCCCCUCGGGUCUUCUACUUUAUUCCUUUUACUUGGAAUGAUACCGUUGAGCACAUGAACGCCACAGGCUCCGUUCAUGGAGGAGCCAUCUUAGCGGACACUUACCUCCUGUCAUGGCCGAGCCCUGCCGUCAGCGUGAGGAAGCUUGGCGCGACCCAUAUGGCAUGGAAUAUGCUCUCUAUCGACUCGGAUCUAUACAACUACCUUAAAGAUGGUCUUUGUGCAUUUAGAUAUGCCGAAGGACAGGAACAAUCACUUGGCGAAGGCCGCGUCCAGGUAACCUUGAAUCUCUACUGGAUGCCCAAGCUCAAAGGACGGUUCGGUCAGUUGAUGGAUUUGGAUAAGGAUUGGCCUACGCUGUGUGGCGAAUUGGCCAGAUUCGAAAACUGUCCUCAAGAGUCUUUUCGGUACGGAAAAUUGCAUACAGAAGCGAAAGCGCCGGUACUAUCAGGCCAUACUGUCAAGGUAACCCUGUCGGAAUACGACGUUACGCAGUUUAAGAAUGUAGUUAAAGUGCAUUGGGCUUCCAUCGUCUUCGCGGCCGUUUGUGGUGCUGCUGGACGCCCUUGGCUCUUGUCGGGUGACGAUCCCGAGGAUGGGUCAAUGAUGAAGCGGCAGGACAAGGCCAGAUUUGAGGAGGAUCGACAGAGAGGGACCAUUAGGAAGACAUUGGAUCUAGCAACUUCGACGAUCAGUAAAGGAAAGCGUAAGAUUGCUCGGUUGGCAGGUAAAAGGCUUGUUUGUCACAGCAAGAACUGA